AGUUGUCUUUCGUCUCCAGUAUUGCUAUCACUCACUUCAGUCACUCUUUUUGGAAGUCAGCCACAUAUCAUUUUCAAACCCACACAAGCGAGCGACAUCUACCACCACCAAUAAUACCACUAAUCUGCAAUGCAAACGCACAGCCAUGAUCACAACGCCCCCCCGCUGUCAAUGAGACGGAAACCGGUACCUGACGCAACGCCCACAACACCACAUGCAACUCACCAACGGCCACAAGCAUAUGCACCAUUUACACCACAACAACAUCCAUACCUGGACCCCCCACCUCCUUAUUCCGGACCAACACAAGGACAAGGCCAAAGUCCAGGGCCAGCAUUCGAACUCAUUGACCUUAUAGACGAUUAUCUAGACGACUUUGACGAUGGUCCCGCUCAAAGUCUCACAGCUGGUCCAGGAUCCCACCUUCGUCAACUCUCUGCUGUUCCCCGGCCUAUCUCAUUCCACAAAGAGCAAACCACAGUUAGUUCGACACGGGAGGUAGUGGCUGACGAUGAAAAGCCGCCUCUUCUUCCACCAAAAGCUCCAGAAAGACAACAAAGACCUGGUACACCCAAUGAACAGGGGGCCCAACAAACAUUCCAGGCGUAUCGGCCCUCGGCGGAAAAACACCCUCCGUUGCUUGAAUUGGGAGAGCAAGCAUUGGGAAGGCCGGCGAGUAGCGGGGCUAGAGGUAGUGAGACGCCGAGGCAUGAACAUGCGGGUGUUCUGCAACCGGGAGGAGGGAGGGGGUUAUCUUCGCCUUUUCACGGCCGACCUCAAACUACUCAAGAUGCACAUCAUGGCUACGGACAUUACCAGCAUUACCAGCAGCAGCAUCAAGGACAUGGGUAUGCUUAUGGCAAUGGAGGACACCACCGGCCUACGAUGCUGGAUAUCCCCUCCGAAAGACAACCUCAUGGGAACUAUCACGACCAUCAAACACAGCAGCACUCCCGCAACCACAACAAUCUCAAAGUGCAAACCAGCAUGCCCGCCCUCCGACCUGGUCCUCCCCUCCCAUCCCCGAGCCAUCUCUCUCCAUAUCCGACCCCUUCUCCGUUAGCGUAUGCAUCCGGGCCUCCUUCCGCGGCGCCCCGAAGCCCAAGCAUCCCGGUUCCUGCACUCCCUCCACGGGCAUCGACUACCGGACAUGGUGGAAGAUUUGGACCUCCUCCUGGGCCUGGGGGACAGUACCACGGGCAACAACCGCACACUCCCUUGACGCCUCACUCGCCGUACCCGCCUUCUUACAACACGACCGCUGGCAGCCCGAAUCGAAACGGAAGUGCUGUGCCCAGUCCCGGACCGUCCGGAGGUCCCGGAACUUUCGGAUCGGAACAAGGACCCACCUGGAACGGAGAAGGCGGAGCGGGACCCACUUAUAACAGCCCGGGCCUUCCCGGACCUCCAGCGGGUCCUCCACCCCGCGCUGUGACGACGACUGCAGCAAUCCCUUUCCCUCCUCCUCCUCCGCAGCCUUUGGGUCUCCCCGGGCAGCAUCCUCACCCCCAACUCGCCCAGCCAUUUCCCCCUCCUCCUCCUCCACCACAACGUUCUCCCGAGCGUCCGCAACCCCACCACGCGGCAACUUUCGCCCUAGCCAAACCACAACAACCCCCGCACCCCCAACUCCACCACUCGCAAUCACUACCACAGCUCCAACAAUCCCCCAAAAAGGAACCCCAAGAAAGCAAAGGCUUCUGGUCCACCGCCCUCUCCGAAACGGCCUACCUCGCCUCAGGCCUCAUCUCCCACCCCUUCGAGUCCACCAAGCACUACACCAUCCUGCGGCACUCGCCCUCGGUGAUCUGGCACCGUGGCCCCAAAACGACCGUUACUAUCUCCAUCUUUUCGAGUCCCAAGUACCCGCUUCCUGCGUUACCUUCUUUGCCGCCUGCUGCUGGUGUCGCUGGAGUCAGUUCCGACACGGCUGGACAUGGAUGGUCGUUGUGGAUUCAGCAGAGAGGAUUUUCGGGGGACAGUGGGAUGAAGAUCAAGAAUUGGCUGGGGGGGAGGGAAGAUUGGGUGUGCGUGACGCCCGCUAGUAAGGUGUUGGCUGAAGAGCUCGAAAGUGGAAGCGCGAGUAAGAAGGGAGGACAAGGAUUGCUAGGGCUAGGCGGAGCGACGGAGGAGAGGGGGUGGAAGCGGGAUAUCAAGCGGACGGAGAAGAAGCUGAGGAAGGAGUUUGGAGAGAAGAAGGGGCAUGUGGCGAGACUGACGGCCGUGGUGAGGGUGCCGGAGGGAUGUGAGGAUGGGUAUUUUCGGGUUCAUCUUUGCCUCAACGGGGAUGCGGAGAAAGAGGAGGAAAAAAAGAAGAAGAGAGAGGCAAAGGGUGGGAAGGAGAAGACCGAAACGAAAGAUCCUCAGUCUGUCCUGGAAGAGCAGAGAAAGAAGAUGAAGGUGUUGUGCUCCAGCCCGAUCUUUAGGUUGGCAUCCACAUCCACCGACCCUUCGUCCAUCCGCGGCGCUUCCCUCUCUACCAUGCCCUUGGAAAUGGGCAUCUCGCUCACUUCCGUUAUCGCCUCCCAGGUCAUCUCUUCCAAGAUUGCUCCGAUCAAGGACCAGAUUACUAACCGCAUCGACCCUAUUCGCGCGCAUCCUAUCGUUGAGGAGCUGGGGAUUAUGGCGACGGAGGAAGUCAAGGCGGCGAGAGAGGAGGCAGAGGAGGAGGAGCAAGAGCGGCUGAGGGAGCUGUUUGGUGCUAUGUGUGUUGCUGGUGGUGUCGGUGCUGGUGUGGCCGCGGCGAGAGGUUUGGAAGGGGGUGGGAACGGCGUUGGGGUUGGGGUGUCGGGCGUGGUUGGGCCCGAUGAAGGACCGUUAGCUCCCUUGCCGAUUCGCUUCGGCGGCAACGUCAUCCCGGGAACGGGAAGAAGCAAAGCGGAAAUGGGCUUCCCAACGGCUAACCUCAAAGACCUCCCGGAGGAAAUCAAGCACCACUUCAAGGGCGUCUACUCCGGCUACGCUCGCAUCGUUCCCGGUAAGGGAGGGCCGAUGGGUCCCGAAGGCCCAACGGAGGUCUGGUACAAGGCCAUCAUUUCCUCCGGCCCGGUGCCGUACGCGAAGAAAACAGCUGUCAUCGUGGAACAACAGACCACGGUAUACUUCAUAACGGACUUCGGCGCAGGCGUGACCUUCUUCGGAAGCAAGGUUGAGGUACUUGUCAUGGGCUUUCUGCAUCCAGUGUUGGACUAUCGCGAGACUAGCCCGCAGUACCGCCUCGACACCGCCCACCAAGAUGUCGUCCUCGCCCUAGCCAGUCUCAAGCGGCCGAAUUGGGCCGCACAAUCCACCCUAGCAAAAAUGGAAACAGCUGAAGCAAACGUAGACGGGGAAAGGGGGCUAAUAGGAGGAUUUAAGAAGACCAAGGUGGUGGAAAAGGGACAAGAAGUAAAAGAGAAGAUAUUCGAGGCCAAGAAAAAGGUGGCGAAGCAGAUUGAUCGGAUACCGGUGCAUAUAGUGGGAAUUAGAAAGGAUGAUGGGAAGGCGAGGGAUCGGUAUUAUGGAACAGGCGGGUAUUGGAUUCCCAGGUGUUAAGGCGUUGGAUUCACGGACGUGAUAAUUGAAAAGUAACUAGUAAUGUAUUGCUCCAAGGUAGAUGAUAGUAGAAGGCUAGGUAUCGAACGAAGCGAGGACGCCUCCCCG
Molecule: messenger RNA, 3642 nt
Organism: Neurospora tetraspora
Lineage: Eukaryota; Fungi; Ascomycota; Sordariomycetes; Sordariales; Sordariaceae
Exons: 1
Coding region: 130-3534 (1134 amino acids)
Biological process (GO): riboflavin biosynthetic process; FMN biosynthetic process
Cellular component (GO): mitochondrion
Molecular function (GO): riboflavin kinase activity
Source: RefSeq, a predicted model, not a curated record